Messenger RNA from Labrus mixtus (cuckoo wrasse), 2933 nucleotides. RefSeq lists its product as uncharacterized. Lineage: Eukaryota; Metazoa; Chordata; Actinopteri; Labriformes; Labridae. The record is from RefSeq and is a predicted model, not a curated record. The coding region runs from base 1 to 1473 and encodes 490 amino acids. The transcript is spliced from 8 exons.
AUGAAGUUGGGAAAAGGAGACAGAGAUGCUGUACUGGACACAGAAGUUGUCCUGACAAAAAUGAAGCUCUUCAGCAAUCUCCAUGAGGGACUCCUGAUCAGCGACGACUCUUCAUCCACCAUCUCCACAGUGUCAGGUCUUGAGCAACACAUCACAGACCCCACAAAUGCCUCUGACGAGCAAUCACACCAAGAUGAAAAGUCCAUACAACCAAGGAUUGAGUCAGACUACCUGUCAGCCAUUUUCUCAGACUCUCAGCUGCCGAGGUUGUACAAAUUUGAGUCAGAGGACUCGGGAGUGGAGCUGCCCAGUGGAGCUAAUUCUCCGUCCACACCGACGGGCUCUGAGCAGAGCUUUGUGGUGCACAGUCGAGAAUCAUCUUGCGACUCCUGCAACUUAAAUUCUGAUGCUACCACUCUCCCUGAUAAACUUGUCACAUAUGUGCAGAGCUCAGAGAUUAAACAGGAAGAGGACUCAGUGGAAAACAGUCCAAGUACAGCAGUGGAUACUCAGGACGAUGUGUUCAUUCCCUCAGUAGAACUUCACAUAGGUGAGGAUGAUGAUAUCGAUCCAUGUAGGGCUUCAGGAGUUAGUCCUGAAGGAGACGAAGACAUUUCUGGAGAGCUAAAAGAGCAAAAUACUAUAACUGAAAGGACCUGCUUAGAGGACACGAGGUCUAGGAGGAAAUCCUCGACAGAUGCAUGUGAUGACAUGAUGGACAAAAAUUUUGAACCAGAGUCUAGAUGGAGAAGUGGCACCAGUGAAAGCUUGGAGGAGUACAUGGAUGAAUGCUGCAGACUAAGUGAGUCACAGCAGGUGAGUUCAAACCCUCUGGGAUCAGGCCUGGGUUACCUGGAGCACAUUUGCCAACUCCUGGAGAAGAUUGGCCAGCUGCAGGAGACCAACCUACGGCUACAGAGGCAGGUCUGCUGCUUGCAGAAGGACAGCAGAAUGACAAAGACCAAAGAGGACUUUUUCCAGCAGCACUGCAGCUGUGGAGCAGCCAGCCUGGCCUUCCAGGAGGUUCAGAGGAGACACCCAAGAAGUGAGUGUUUAUCACCCAGUGGGACCCUCUCCGACCUGUCCACCAUCCCAGAGGUCACCCGGCGUCCAUUUAUUUACGCCAGUAAAGACGCGAGCAGUGAGGAUUUGACCCCAGUGCCGCUGUGGAGGAGAAGCCUGAACCGAAGGAGCUACACUGAGGGGGAGGUCCGCUUCAGAGACAGCACCGAGGGCCUGUCCAUCCCCCAUCGCAGGCUGAGUGAAAACUACACAUGGGGCCGCGUCAAAGACUUGGUGAGGAAGACUAAGAUGAGGAACCAGAGCCGACUGGGACUGACCUCCACCUCACUGAAGAUGUCCUGUCCACAGCUGUACAGACCUGAUCUGGAACCAGUGGAACCUGCUGUCAGGAACAAAAACAGGAACUCCAUGAUCACUUUGGGCCACCAAAGCAAACUGGACUUCCCUUGACAACAAUAAUCAUCCAGAUCACGGUGAUAAUGAGAAGGGGAGGACAUCAGGAAGUUACACAGGUGAUGAUAGAAGACUGGAAACAGAGAAACAGAGAAGAAGAAGGAGGGGAUGAUGAAGAAAGAAGAAACCAGAGGGAAAUAAAGGAGAGGACUCUUGAAUGAGGGAUGUUCUGCAUGUGAGGGAGGAUACAAGAUAAAGUGAGACUAACUGUGUGUAUAUAGUUUAUGUACAAAAAGAAAAAUAAGCCAUGUUCUUAACAAUGUUACUACAUGUCUAAAAAUCAUCUACACUGUGACGUAAUUUAACGGCAUGAUACAUUUUCUGUUGAUACCAUUUACACUAUAUACAUGUUUAUGAAACAUACACGUCUCAUAACUUUUUUUUUUUACAUUUUUUUACCGUGUUGUAAAUAUGUUAGAGACGAAUGACAGACUGCUUGUACAUUAUGUCUGAGUUGUUGUGUAAGUGGAGUGAAUGCAGAGAUCAUGUGUGUGAAGAGAGCCUGAGAUAAACCCUACAGUAUGUACAAAGCAUACAUCAUGUUAGCAUGAGGGCUGAAGAUAACACAGCAGACACCACAGCUUGCCUUAAAAGAGUACUUUAAAAAUGUUCAGCUCAUAAACUCUGACAAUUGGAGGUUUCAUAGAACUAUCCUUUUUUUUACAUUACAAAAAUACAUUCAGUUUGGGUUUACAGAAAUGCAGAGCUAUUGUUUAUAAUGUUAUAUGCUGUGAUUUAUCUUCUGAGACAGUCUCACGUUACUGAAAGUCUCUCAUUUCACUCAAGGACUCAUGAAUAACGGUUAAAGAAAAGAGAUUAUCAAAUCUGGAAUCAAGGAGAGAUUUUUUCCAGUGUACUAUCAAUCUGAAACCAGUAAACAAACAUUCAUUCCCACCAUUACACAACGAUUGGUCAUGUGUUUGGCAGUUGUCCUUUAGUGAGGGUUUGAGCUUUUAUUGCAACUAAGCUUUGUUUUAUAAUAUUUUAAAACAACGAUUCUCUCACUUUGAAUCAGACCGCAAGCAACACCAUGAAGACCAACAAGAGAGAACUCAAAAAAAGACAAAAAGUGGAAGUGCAAGAUGCUUCCUUUUUAAUAGCAAAUAGACUUGAGCUUGUGUAGCGCUUUUCUAGUCUUCUGAUUACUCAAAGCAUUUUUACCGCAGGUCACACCCAUUCACACCCUGAUGGCAGAGCCUGCUAUGUAAAGUGUCCAUCAGUAUUAACUGAUCCAUUCAUACACAUUGCCACACAGCAGCGGGAACAACUUGGGGUUAAGUGGACACAUAGGACAUGUAGCUGCAGGACCGACUCUACCGCUGAGCCACAGCUGCCCCCAAAGACAAUGCAUCUUUAGCUUCUGACCAGCUAACACCACAACAGUCCAAUUCCUCAAUCAUAGGUGGUAAACAAGCAGAGACCUUCAGAGUUGAAAAUUAAACCAAUGUGGAGGUGCA